Messenger RNA from Leishmania mexicana MHOM/GT/2001/U1103, 345 nucleotides. RefSeq lists its product as hypothetical. The record is from RefSeq and is a predicted model, not a curated record. The transcript has a single exon. Lineage: Eukaryota; Euglenozoa; Kinetoplastea; Trypanosomatida; Trypanosomatidae. The coding region runs from base 1 to 345 and encodes 114 amino acids.
AUGCAACCGCCACCACCACCAAUGACGCCGUACGAGGAGAACAUCACGCGGUCGUACCAGUACCUCAACGGUGCCCGGAUGCAGUCAGCGAUUCUCUUUAACAGCACCACCUUCUGCAUCGAUCGCUGCCUCGAUACGCAGGAGCUGUACACCUUGAUGCGCACGACGAACGCUCCGAUCUCGUAUCGCCUCCAGAAGGAUAUGGAGGAGAAGAAGUGCGUGCAAAACUGCAGUGCCAAGUGGGACGAGCUGUUCAACAUCACCCUCACGGAAACAAACGAAAGUGCCGUUCGCGAGGUGCAAGCGAACGCUAUCGCGAAGAUGAUGGGGGCGAUGCAGCAGUAA